Messenger RNA from Paramecium pentaurelia, 1581 nucleotides. Lineage: Eukaryota; Ciliophora; Oligohymenophorea; Peniculida; Parameciidae. The record is from the annotation of a GenBank genome assembly.
AUGAGUGAUCCUAGAAUUAGUGACCAAUAUUUUUACAAUGAGUAUACAUAAUCAACAAUUAUAAUAGAUCAUGUGAUAUCAAUUAGAAUUUAAUCGAAUUUUCAACUACUCAUGACCCAUAUACUUAAGUGUAAUAGAUACAGGAACUUCCUAAAAUUCAGAUUUUUGAAGAAUUAGAUCAUGGAACUGAUCUAAUAUCAAGAGCAAUUUAAUUAGAAAAUAUAGGAAUGGAUAGAUUAUGCAUAAAAAAUGAUAGUUCAUUUGAGAGAUAACCAAGGAGUGGAAGUGAUGGUGAUAAUUCAAGAGAUGGAAGCUAAAAUUAUCAAUAGAACAGAAGCAGAAGUAAUUUAUAUAAUAAAUUUUAUUAGGAAAAUUAACUAAAGAAAAAUAAAAACAAUUAAAUGAAUAAUUACAAUCUGAAAUUAUUUAGAAUCUAGGAUAGACAAAGAGCACUUAUUCAAAUAAAAUAUAAAAUUUAGUUAAAAAAGAAACAAAUAAUCAAUUAAUUAUAACUUAGAAAACAAGAUAAUCGUAUUUAUUAUUUUUUAAUGAUUUUUAUUAUAGAAGAAGUUAAUAGAAAAUGGAAAGGAAAAAUGAAUAGCAAUUAUAAAUUAAUAUAGAACAUAGUGAUUAAUCAUCAUCUGAUUCUAUUAAUGAUGGGAAUUUAGAUCCAAAUAGACUUAAAUAAGUGAGAAAUAGAGAAUCUGCAAGAAAUUCAAGAGCUCGAAAAAAGAUCUAUUUUGAAUUAUUAGAAAUAAAAGUUAAAGAUUUGUAGGAUGAAAAUGAUAAAUUGAGAGAUCAAUGUAUAAAUAUGUAAAAAUCAAUUGAAAUUUAUAAUAAAUAAUAAGAUAAGGUAAUUGAUAUUUAGAACAUAUAUUAGUUUUAAACAUUUUUAAAUUAAUAGUAGUAAUUAUUUGAAAAAUUAGAAGAAUGUAUUAGAUAAGAAAAAGAUGAUACUGAAAUAGAAAUUCUUUUGGAUGCAUUAAAAUAUAGAAUAUCUUCUAAUAAAUAAGAGAGAAUUGAUUCAGCAAAAUCAUAUGCAUUUUCAAUUUUAGAUGUCACUUUACCAUUGCCAACAAAAUAUUUGUUCAGUAUUCUUGAUGAUAGAGAUUUCUUUUCUUAAAAUUAGAAGUAAUUAAUAAUGAAAAUAUAAUAGAAAUUGUUCAGAAUUUUUAAGAGAUAUUUUUAGAUUGAUUGAAAUAAAAUCAGAAAAUUAAUAAAUGAAUGAAAAAAUUAAAAUAAAGUUAGGAUAAUGUAAAUAAAAUAUAAUAGAGUAAGAUUUUAUUUAAAUUAGUUCAUUUAAAAAAAUAAAAUAAGAAAUUAAAGUAAUUUAAAGUGAAGCUUCUAAAGUAGAUUUAUUAUGGGAAUAAUUGAAAGAAAAUAUAAAACCAAAUAUAUUAGCUUAAUUUUUAAUAGCUUUACAUCAAGUAAUAAUUAUAUAUUUUAUUAAUUUAGAAUGAGUAUAGAGCAGAGUUUUAGGCUACAACAAUUUUUAAAAAUAAUAAAGAUAAAAAAGAUCAUAAUUGUAUUCAAAUCUAAGUGUAAUAAUAAUUGAGAAAGCAUAUAAAAAAAUCGGAUUGA